Linderina pennispora is the source of this 653-nucleotide messenger RNA. RefSeq lists its product as uncharacterized. Bases 64 to 618 code for a protein of 184 amino acids. The record is from RefSeq and is a predicted model, not a curated record. NCBI's taxonomy places the organism in Eukaryota, Fungi, Kickxellomycota, Kickxellomycetes, Kickxellales, Kickxellaceae. The transcript has a single exon.
UUUUUUUCGCAAACAUCUUUUUUGAUGAACAUAUACUUUUCGUUGUUCUACCUCGAAAUGAUAAUGGCGCAGAAGCCGUCGAUCUUAGUGCUGACAGGUACUGCGGUAGCAGCGGGGCUAAACGCUCUCUGGCUAGCGACAUUGCUAGCUGCGAUACAAAAAACGACCGGACGCCGACUGCGCACCAACAACGCCUUCCAGCGGUACUUUCUCAAUUGGGGUAAUUCAGUGCUCGGUGGACUGCAGAGAUGGGCACAGCGGUCAUCGCUAUUUACAGGCGAAGAAGCAGCGGAAAUGACUAAUUCGCAGGCAAUGGGCAGGGCGGUGAGCGCAGCACAAAGAGCCACGGAGCAAGCGCAGAAGCAAUUAAAGCGGCGAGUGGUCACGGUCGAAGUGGAGGUGGUCAGAAGACAGAGCGAAGACUUGCCGGAAUACACGCCGUUUACAGAAUGCACAGAAUGCACAGAAUGCACAGAAUGCACAGAAUGCCGGCCGCCGCACGAGGUCGUGGGCAGCAAGCCAGCGACAUUAGUGACGGCAUCGAUCGACUCUGCGGAUCUGAAACCGUCGCUGUACAGUUUGGUGUCCACGCACGGCGGCUCUAGCUCAAUGCUCUGACGAUAAUGAAAAUAUAAUACUACUCAAAGUCCUGU